AUGAACGGCCAUUGCAAUUGCUACGUGGAGCCCACAUGUGUGGGGUACCGGAAGCAUCCCGUGGCGUACAAGUGCACGCCAUUUUUACAGCCAUCCACUUGCAUGCAUGAGCAGCCAAUUUUCUCGUGUGACGAAAUCUUUUCUUACCUCGGGUCAGAGGUUGUUGUGCUGUUGAAAUCUAGCGAGAAGAGCGAGAUUCGAGGGACACUAAUGGCAUUUGACUGUCAAUCAAAUAUCCUUCUGACUGUUCUUUCCCCAAACAGAGAUUUUGGUGCCACAUUGAGGCUUUUAGAGAUUCCUGGAGAGCAAAUUUCGGGUGUUUCCAAGCUUUAA
Mitosporidium daphniae is the source of this 333-nucleotide messenger RNA. RefSeq lists its product as uncharacterized. The coding region runs from base 1 to 333 and encodes 110 amino acids. The transcript has a single exon. NCBI's taxonomy places the organism in Eukaryota, Fungi, Microsporidia. The record is from RefSeq and is a predicted model, not a curated record.